Molecule: messenger RNA, 1152 nt
Organism: Exophiala oligosperma
Lineage: Eukaryota; Fungi; Ascomycota; Eurotiomycetes; Chaetothyriales; Herpotrichiellaceae
Exons: 2
Coding region: 1-978 (325 amino acids)
Cellular component (GO): membrane
Source: RefSeq, a predicted model, not a curated record
AUGCCUCUCGGAACUCGACUCGGUGUGACCCUUUCAAUGGUCAAUAAUGUGGCCAGAGACUCGUCAAACGACGACGAUGAUCAAUAUUGGCUAUACGAUCCCUCUCGAAAGCUAGCUGAUGUGGCAGCCGUCGUCUUUGCCGUCCUCGGCAUUGCUCAUUUGAUCCUUUUGAUCAUACGAAGAUACUGGUUCUGUUUGCCCUAUGCACUUGGAGCACUCCUCGAGGUUGCGGGUUAUGUCUUUCGAGACUUAUCAGCUCGGCAUCAAGACAAGCUCUGGCUCUACGCGGCCCAGCAAAUCUUCAUUCUCAUCGCGCCCGCUCUGUUCGCGGCCGCCGUCUACAUGACUCUUGGCCGCCUGAUCCGAGCCACCGGAUGCACUCACCUGUCUCCCGUCCGGGUCACCUGGCUCACCAAGAUCUUUGUCAUCGGCGACGUCCUCUGCUUCUUCGUCCAGGCCAUUGGCGCCAGCAUCCUCAGCAACGCCAAGUCCGACGACAAAGACAAGCAGAAUCUUGGCAAGGACGUCGCUCUAGGCGGUCUGAUCCUCCAGGUCGUCAUCUUUUUCUUCUUCAUGUUCAUCGCCGUCAAGUGGCAUUUCCGCAUGCACCGGCGCGUCAGUUCCAAACAUGCCAAAGCACUCUCGAGCACGAGGUGGGAGUUGGGCCUGUGGAUCUUGUACGUCGUGAGCGUCAUCAUUUCUGUCCGGAACAUCGUCCGUGUCAUCGAGUUCGCCGAAGGUGCCAAGGGGUACUUCUUCACCCACGAGUGGACCUUGUUCACCUUUGACGCCCUCCUCAUGGCCCUGGUCUUGGUCCUCUGCUACAGUUGGUACUUUAUUCUGGGUUCCUACAGGGACGGUGACAUGAUCCUGUCUCAAGAGGACGACUACGGUCCAUCCGAGACCACCAUGCCCCUUCAGCCCCCUCGACCCUACCAUGGUUUCGACUACAGCAGACCUAACAAUGGGUAUGCCUGAGUGAUGAACAGACGGCGUUUUCAGGGUUUGGUUUCGUUGGGGUAUUGAAAUGGAGUAAAGAAUAAAUGUGUGUAGAUACAUAUUCCGGCAAGCGAUGUUCUGGGAUUUUGGUUGUCCUGGCGAAGGAUGAUCAUCUGCGGAAAAAUCAAGGGUCAUGGGGCGUUUAGACAUGCG